AUGUUGCGAGGUGAUGAAGUUGGACCACCAUGUGACUAUUGGGCGCUCGGUGCUACAGUCUUUCAAAUGAUCUCAGGACAAGCUCCAUUUCGGGCUGUGAAUGACUUUCAUCUGAUGAAUAAGAUUCAGAAGCUUGACUUUUCAUUCCCUGCAGGAUUUCCUGAUGUUCCCAAAGACUUCGUCUCGAAGCUACUGGUGAGAUAUCAGUCCUCUUACGUUUCCUUGUAA
Cooperia oncophora is the source of this 228-nucleotide messenger RNA. The record is from the annotation of a GenBank genome assembly. NCBI's taxonomy places the organism in Eukaryota, Metazoa, Nematoda, Chromadorea, Rhabditida, Trichostrongylidae.